Molecule: messenger RNA, 2847 nt
Organism: Sesamum indicum (sesame)
Lineage: Eukaryota; Viridiplantae; Streptophyta; Magnoliopsida; Lamiales; Pedaliaceae
Product: putative galacturonosyltransferase 4
Molecular function (GO): polygalacturonate 4-alpha-galacturonosyltransferase activity
Source: RefSeq, a predicted model, not a curated record
GCUUCCCAAACAACGGCAAAAACGAAAAAACACAGCACACCACCCAACUCACAUCCACGCAGCAGCAGAACCCACUCCCUCAUCUCUCCUCUUCCAUUAACGUUUUCACGGGAUUUUUCCGUCUCUUUCCCCUUUCUUGCCUUUGUAUCCCUCUUUCUUGAUUCAUCCAUUCAUCCCAUUGGUUGCUUCAGUUGGUUUUUACCCUACAGAAAUUGGGCUGCUUUCAGUUGAUGCAAACAAGAUUCUCCUCCUCAUAGAUAUGCUCAUUUGAAGACACCUUAGCCCAAAAAUUACACACUUUCUCUGGAUUUCUCUUGCCUUUUUUUUUUUCUGGGUUUUUUCGUAGUAGAAAUCUAGUCCAAGAAUUUCAGAAACUAGCGAUUUUUUGAUUUCUUUGUUUCGUCCCGGUAUUUUCGUCACUUUCCCUUUGUGGGUGUGCUUGUGUUCAUGUGUUUUGGCGUAAAGAUUUGGUUUCGAGUGUUGAGGCCGUCAAGUUAGUUAGUGGGAGGGGGAGAGGGUGGGCCGUAAAGAUGAAGAUGAAGCUGAGAAAAUCAGUACUUUUCUUUCUGCUGGUGACAUUUCUUGCCCCUAUUGUUCUCUACACCGACACUCUUGGAGUCCAUUUCACUUCCUCUUCUUCUAGGAAUGAAUUUGUUGAAGAUGUUUCAGCCUUUACUUUUGCUGGUGAAGUUAGGCCUUUGAAUGUGCUGCCUCAGGAAUCAUCUACUACAUUGAAAGAGCCGUUGGGCAUAGUUUAUUUGGAAAACUCAGCCGAGUCCGGUUCCAAUUUUUCUGAUGAUUCUUCUGGAGAGAAUACUCGCAUUACUAGACAACUCACUGAAGAAUUAGCGGAAGAUAGAACUACAAACUCAUCCAGUUUGAGCAAGAAUUCUUUGGAUGAGAAUCCCAUAAGACAGGUGAUCGAUGUUGAGCACGAGGUUGAUGUUGAGACGGGGAAAGAAGCAUCAAAUGAAACCAAGUUGAGUGCUGUAGGAAGUGGGAGUGGACAAAUUGAUGUUAAGGAAGAAACAAGAUCACAGCUUCUUGACGGCAAAUCAGAAAAUGCCUUAGAGAGAAAGGACCGAAAACGCCUAAAGCACUCUUCGCAAACCUCUGGCAAAGAUACUUCUAGAGAACAAGUGAAGGCUAUAACUGAGAAACAGAGUGAACGGACAGUUCUGCCAGAUGCUCGUGUCCGCCAGCUGAAGGACCAACUCAUUCAAGCAAAGCUUUAUCUUUCCCUCUCAGCAACUCGAAACAAUGUCCACUUUAUAAGGGAGCUGCGACUGCGUAUGAAGGAAGUCCACCGUGCACUGGGAGAUGCCACCAAAGAUUCUGAGCUGCCAAAAAAUGCUUAUGACAAGUUGAAAGCGAUGGAGCAAACUCUGUUGAAAGGGAAACAAAUACAAGAUGAUUGUGCUGCUGUGGUGAAGAAACUUCGUGCAAUGAUUCAUUCAUCUGAGGAGCAGCUCCGAGUCCACAAGAAACAGGCCCUAUUUUUGACACAUUUAACUGCCAAGACAAUGCCUAAAGGGCUUCACUGUCUUCCUUUGCGCCUUACAACAGAGUAUUUCAUGUUGAACUCGUCUCAGCAGCAUUUCUUGAACAGUGAAAGAUUAGAUGAUCCCAAGCUAUACCACUACGCCUUAUUUUCAGACAACGUAUUUGCAGCAGCAGUAGUUGUGAACUCAACAAUAACCCAUGCAAAGGAUCCUUCAAAACACGUCUUCCAUGUUGUCACCGAUAGGCUCAAUUAUGCUGCAAUGAGAAUGUGGUUUUUAGCCAAUCCCCCUGGCAAAGCAACAAUUCAGGUUCAGAAUGUUGAGGAGUUCACAUGGUUAAACUCAAGCUACAGUCCAGUUCUUAAGCAGUUGGGUUCACCCUCCAUGAUUGAUUAUUACUUCAAAAACCGACGUGCUGAAUCUGAUCCUAACUUAAAAUUUAGAAAUCCGAAGUACCUGUCAAUCAUGAAUCAUCUCCGGUUUUACCUACCUGAGAUCUUCCCCAAGCUGAACAAGGUUUUAUUCUUAGAUGAUGAUAUUGUAGUCCAGAAAGAUCUCACUGGCCUCUGGUCUCUUGAUCUAAAGGAGAAGGUCAUCGGAGUGGUUGAAACAUGUGGAGAGAGCUUUCACCGGUUCGACCGUUACCUCAAUUUUUCAAACCCUCUUAUCUCAAGAAAUUUUGACCCUCGUGCUUGUGGUUGGGCGUUUGGGAUGAAUAUCUUUGAUCUGGAUGAGUGGAGGAAACAAAAUAUCACGGAUGUGUACCACAAAUGGCAGAGCCUGAAUCAAGAUAGACUGUUAUGGAAGCUGGGGACUCUUCCACCAGGCCUGAUUACCUUUUGGAAUCGCACUUACGCCCUUGACAAAUCUUGGCAUGUUCUGGGACUCGGCUAUAAUCCAAACGUAUCUCAAAAGGAUAUCGAACGAGCAGCAGUAAUACAUUACAAUGGCAACUUGAAACCGUGGCUUGAGAUAGCCAUACCAAAGUUCCGAAACUACUGGGCAAGAUUUGUGGAUUAUGAUCACCAAUAUUUACGGGAAUGCAACAUCACUCCAUAAACGCCACUCACAAUUUCUCAUUCAGAGAUCCCUUUUGGGAUUGCCCUUGCGUUUUUAUUGCAGGUCUGUGCAAUUAGGUGAUGAUGCUUAACUUUUCAAAGCGAAAGCAUAAGCCAUCUUGGUAUAUAUCCCUUAGCAGAGUAUACUGGCUUUUGAUUCAUGAUUUUCUUCAUUUAUUUUUUUACUCUUGAUCAAUGUAGAGCCGCUGAACUGCACUGUAUCUGUAAAUGGAUACAACACGACAUUUUUUUCCCAUUUUGUAGCAUGGUUUCCUGUAGUUCUUCCC